UAUUCUGAAACUUGAUAAACCUCGAUAUCUGGUGCUUUUAGGUGAAUUUUGGGUUUAUAGCUAGGGAAGACCUGUAAUUACCCGCUUACUUCCAGAAUUCGCCUGCACGUUGCCAUCAACUACCACGUUGCCAAUCCACCCAGCCAGAACUAUCUGAGCGUCCCUGGUAUCGAGUCACGCACCCUCAGGUUGUUAUGACUGGGUGGAUCAGUGUCACAGUGAUCAUGUGGAUAUCAACACUAUCUGGUGUUCCGUCUCAGCAAGUUACUUCGGUGAAUAUUGUUCAUCAGUUGGGGUGUAUGCGUUGCAUUGCAUUGUCUAUUGCAGUCUUUGAAGGUGAAACAGGUUUUGAGAUUUGGAAAAACUGGAGCCACUUGAUUACCUCUUAGUAACUACUGCACGCUGAUAUCAUGCCCAAGUCAGGUGCUUGAGACGGAAGCUGGUGCUUAUGGGCUGGGGAAUCUGCGUGACUGUUUGUAGUCUUUACGAAGGCGAAAGAUGUCCUGAACAGUGAAAUAUACCUGACUUUCCAAGUCAAUGAGAUGAAUGGUGAUCGUUCGGAGACCGAAUGGUAUCGACAUUGUGCCCCCGUAUAAUACUUCACUUAGGCCUUCGACAUUUGCUGGAGUAUAUGCGUGAUUUCUGUUGCUUUCGUAGUCCUGGAAGAUGAGUAUGUUAGAGUUGUAUAAUGUGAGCCACUCUGUAUUUACUUUUUAUCGACAUUGAGAAUAUUACACUAGCUGGUCGCUUAUUGCUACCUCUACCAUAUUCACACCCC
This is a messenger RNA of Serpula lacrymans var. lacrymans S7.9, 778 nucleotides long. RefSeq lists its product as uncharacterized. Lineage: Eukaryota; Fungi; Basidiomycota; Agaricomycetes; Boletales; Serpulaceae. Bases 195 to 389 code for a protein of 64 amino acids. The record is from RefSeq and is a predicted model, not a curated record. The transcript has 3 exons.